AUUCCCGAGCCGACGCCGCAGCCUGUGUUCCGCGCUCGGCUCCUCGUCUCUCUCAUCGCCUCGGAGAACGGGAUCCUCUGGGAACCCGAGAGACUGCCGAGAGGAAAGCUAGAUCGUGGCCGCCUCCACUUGGGGAGGCGCACGGAGAUUCCGAGGGGGAGCGACGGUGCCCGAGGGCGGAGGGGCGCCGAGUUUCUGGCCAGAGGGAAGUUAAAACCGCGCGGAGAAGAUUGGCUUUUUAGGACGCGGGGUCGCUACAGCCAGGGACCCGCAGAGGAGUAAACUUUAACGAUUGUCCUACAAACCAGGAGAGGCGUGCGCGGGGAUGGUGCCCAGCAUCGCCCCCAUCUCUUGAUCUGUCGUCUCCGGUCUCCCUCGGCCGGCCUCCUGCGAGGGCUUAGGGCAGCGCACGUGUGCAGACUGCGAGUGACCGUCCUGUGACCCACUCAGGGACGCCGGCUGCAGCGCAGUCCUGCCUAGGACACACCUGGCUCAGCCAGUGCGCCUCCAGAGACCUGCGGGAGAGUGGGGGAUCCUGGCCGUCGCCCCGUCUUCCCUUCUCCGCCCGGGCUUCUGGGGGCGCCGCGGAUGACCAUGAGAGAUAAGGACUGAGUGCCAGGACCGGGAAGAGAGCCCGCCGAGAGGUGGCGGGGGCUGCCCACUCCAAGGGCCACAGCCGCCGCGCUCCGGCCUCGCUCCGCCGCUCGACGCCUCGCGGGGCCCGCGGGGGCAGCCGGGCCGGACGGCGAUGCCGGGGCUGGGGCGGAGGGCGCAGUGGCUGUGCUGGUGGUGGGGGUUGCUGUGCAGCUGCGGCCCCCCACCGCUGCGGCCCCCUCUGCCGGUAGCCGCGGCCGCCGCCGGGGGUCAGCUGCUGGGAGCCGGCGGGAGCCCCGUGCGCGCCGAGCAGCCGCCGCCACAGUCCUCUUCUUCGGGCUUCCUCUAUCGGCGGCUCAAGACCCACGAGAAGCGGGAGAUGCAAAAAGAGAUCCUGUCGGUGCUGGGGCUCCCGCAUAGGCCGCGGCCCCUGCACGGUCUCCAGCAGCCUCAGCCCCCGGUGCUCCCGCAGCAGCAGCAGACGGCCCGGGAGGAACCCCCUCCAGGGCGGCUGAAGUCCGCUCCGCUCUUCAUGCUGGAUCUCUACAACGCCCUGUCGAAUGACGACGAAGAGGAUGGGGCGUCUGAGGGUGAGGGGCAGGAGCCCGGGGCCCACGGAGGGGCCAGCUCGUCCCAGCUCAGACAGCGGUCUCCCAGCGCUGCACACUCCCUGAACCGCAAGAGCCUCCUGGCCCCGGGACCCGGCGGCGGUGCGUCCCCACUGACCAGCGCUCAGGACAGCGCUUUCCUCAACGACGCGGACAUGGUCAUGAGCUUUGUGAACCUGGUGGAGUACGACAAGGAGUUCUCCCCACGCCAGCGACACCACAAAGAGUUCAAGUUCAACUUAUCCCAGAUUCCCGAGGGUGAGGCGGUGACGGCUGCUGAGUUCCGCGUCUACAAGGACUGUGUGGUGGGGAGUUUUAAAAACCAAACCUUUCUUAUCAGCAUUUACCAAGUCUUACAGGAGCAUCCGCACAGAGACUCUGACCUAUUUUUGUUGGACACCCGGGUGGUGUGGGCCUCCGAGGAAGGCUGGCUGGAAUUUGACAUCACAGCAACUAGCAAUCUGUGGGUGGUGACACCGCAGCACAACAUGGGACUCCAGCUGAGUGUGGUGACUCGGGACGGACUCCACGUCAACCCCCGUGCGGCGGGCCUGGUGGGCAGAGACGGCCCUUACGACAAGCAGCCCUUCAUGGUGGCCUUCUUCAAGGUGAGCGAGGUCCACGUGCGCACCACCAGGUCAGCCUCCAGUCGGCGUCGGCAGCAGAGUCGCAACCGGUCCACCCAGUCGCAGGACGUGUCCCGGGGCUCCGGUGCUUCAGACUACAACAGCAGUGAGUUAAAAACAGCUUGCAAGAAGCAUGAGCUGUACGUGAGCUUCCAGGACCUGGGAUGGCAGGACUGGAUCAUUGCACCCAAAGGCUAUGCUGCCAACUACUGUGAUGGAGAGUGUUCCUUCCCACUCAACGCACACAUGAAUGCCACCAACCACGCCAUUGUACAGACCUUGGUUCACCUUAUGAAUCCCGAGUACGUCCCCAAACCAUGCUGCGCACCAACCAAACUGAAUGCCAUCUCCGUUCUUUACUUCGAUGAUAACUCCAAUGUCAUCUUGAAAAAAUACAGGAAUAUGGUUGUCAGAGCUUGUGGAUGCCAUUAAGUUGAAGCCAGUGGCGGGGGCGAUUCUGCCUUGGAUUCCUAGUCUGCCUUAAAACACGAGAAGCAGCACAGUGGAGCGGGAUGAUGAUGUCACGAGCAUCUCCUGCUGGUGCCUUAGCCUGAGGAGGAUUUUGAGGACCUUGUUGACUUUCCCAGUUCCUAACUGAGCAGGUUGCUGGUCUGUAGGAAGCUGUAAUGCUUACAGUACAGGCCUAGAAACUGCAGAAACGUAACGUUCACCUCCCCCAAUCCCACCCAGACUAGUUUUAGCUUUUAGAUCUAGCUGUUUGUGGUGUAAGUAGAGAGUAAACUUGAAGGAACAUUAAAUAUCCCCGGUUGAAAGAUCAAGUGGUUCUACAGCACCCAUCCCAGGGAGAUUUUGCAGAUAGCUGGAUGGAGGGGAGGAGAGCACUCUAUCAGAUUUCAUUCCCAGCAAAGGCAGCUCCCACGGGACCUGCAGCCUGGCCAUCAAGGGCUUUGUGGAGAUGCCUUCUGUCUACUGUUGUAGUUACAUGUUUUGUGUUGAUGCUUGGUGGUGUGAAAAUGUACAAUGUACUCAUUUCAGUCAAACUGUAGCAUUUCCACACCACCCUCCUCCCUUCCUCACAGAAUUCUUCCCCCCCACACACUUAAAUCAGAAACACCUUUAUUGACAAAGAGACCACAGGAGUGUAAAAUUGUAGCACACGAGUUAAUAUUCUUCACCUUCAUCAUCCCCUUCAGCACUAUCUACCCCAACUUCCUCAUAAUCCUUCUCUAGGGCAGCCAUGUCCUCACUGGCCUCAGAGAACUCCCCCUCCUCCAAGCCCUCACCCACAUACCAGUGCACAAAGGCUCGCUUGGCAUACAUCAGAUCAAACUUGUGAUCUAGGCAGGCCCAGGCCUCAGCAAUGGCUGUGGUGUUGCUCAGUAUGCACACAGCUCUCUGGACCUUGGCCAGGUCACCACCAGGUACCACAGUGGGAGGCUGGUAAUUAAUGCCAACCUUGAAGCCAGUGGGACACCAGUCCACAAACUGGAUGGUAUGCUUGGUCUUGAUGGUGGCAGUGGCAGCAUUGACAUCUUUGGGGACCACAUCACCAAGCAGGCAGCAAGCCAUGUAUUUACCAUGGUGAGGGUCACAUUUCACCAUCUGGUUGGCUGGCUCAAAGCAGGCAUUGGUGAUCUCUGCUACAGAGAGCUGCUCAUGGUAGGCUUUCUCAGAAAAGUUGACAGGGGCAUAGGUGGUCAGAGGGAAGUGGAUACGAGGGUAGGGCACCAAGUUUGUCUGGAAUUCUGUGAGAUCAACAUUCAGGGCCCCAUCAAAGCUGAGAGGAGCAGUGAUGGAAGAUACAAUCUGGCUAAUAAGGCGGUUAAGGUUAGUGUAGGUUGGGUGCUCAAUGUUGAGGUUUCUACGACAGAUGUCAUAGAUGGCCUCAUUGUCUACCAUGAAGGCACAAUCAGAAUGCUCCAGGGUGCUCUGAGUGGUGAGGUAGGGUUCAACCACAGCAGUAGAAACCUAGGGAGCUGGGUAAAUGGAGAACUCCAGCUAGGACUUCUUUCCGUAAUCAACAGAGAGCCUCUCCAUCAGCAGGGAGGUGAACCCAGAACCAGUUUCCCUGCCAAAGCUGUGGAAAACCAAGAAGCCCUGGAGACCCAUGUACUGGUCAGCCAGCUUUCAAAUCCUGCCCAAGACAAGAUCAAGGAUCUCCUUGCCAAUGGUGUAGCGGCCGCGGGCAUAGUCAUUGGCAGCAUCCUCCUUGCCUGUGAUGAGCUGCUCAGGGUGGAAGAGCUGCAGUAGGUGCCAGUGUGAACUUCAUCAAUAACUGUGGGUUCCAGGUCUACGAACACUGCCCAGGGCACAUGCUUGCCAGCUCCUGUCUCACUGAAGGUGUUGAAAGAGUCCUCUUUUCCCCCAAUGGUCUUGUUACUUUGCAACUGGCCAUCAGGCUGGAUGCCAUGUUCCAGAGAGUAGAGCUCCCAGCAAGCAUUGUCGAUCUGGACACUAGCCUAGCCAACGUGGAUGGAGAUGCUCUCACUAAUACUUAGUCCUUGUAGUAGUCCGUGAAAACUGAGGGAGUGAAGAGAGGGUGACAAAGAUCUCCCACUUGUAGACUACCAAGGAGUCCAGGGAGGAGAGGCUGUGUCACAGAAUUCUUUACUAGAACCCAAAGUAGACAGAUCGUAUUUUGUGGCAGAGCCUGGAAGCAUCUGCAGUAGCUUUCAUUUAAACUAUGGAACAGCAGAAUACGAUUCUGCAUCACUUGGGCAGAGUGGCUGACAAGCACGGUAACACCAGGACCACUGGCUCAAUCAUCAGUUCUCUCUCUCUAACUCUGCUCUUUGCCUUUUCCCUACAUUAGCAUUCCAUGGCUCAGGGCUAGAGUCUAAAGCAGAAACCCAGAGGGAAGGGACCUGCAUCUAAGAAUGGGUUUGUCGAGGUGAGCAUGCUGUUUGUAAACCAAAACCACCAUUUCCUCUUGUAGAAAGUAAGACUCAGACUGAAUCUUAGAAUAUUUUUUAAAUGCCUUUUUCACAACCAUGUACUGGGAAGCCAAUUUCAUACUAAACUGAUUAAAUAAUACAUUUACAAUCUGUAACUGUUUGUACUUACAGCCUUCUUUGUAAAUAGAAACUAUAAUUUAUUGUCUAUUUUAUAUCCAUUUUGCUGUAACAUUUAAGGAAAGACCAGACUUUUUUUCUUUUAAAAAAAAAAAAAGUUUAUUUAGAAAGUAUAAACCAAUUGUACCACUUGA
Messenger RNA from Grammomys surdaster, 4994 nucleotides. It is a transcript of the gene Bmp6, whose product is annotated as bone morphogenetic protein 6. Gene Ontology annotation, biological process: SMAD protein signal transduction. The coding region runs from base 749 to 2260 and encodes 503 amino acids. Gene Ontology annotation, molecular function: cytokine activity; growth factor activity. Gene Ontology annotation, cellular component: extracellular region. NCBI's taxonomy places the organism in Eukaryota, Metazoa, Chordata, Mammalia, Rodentia, Muridae. The record is from RefSeq and is a predicted model, not a curated record. The transcript is spliced from 7 exons.